AGGACGGACAUCAGUCACUUCAACAAUGUUCAAGUUCGUAGUAUUGUCCGCUCUUGUGUGCGCCGCUGUGGCUGAGCCUGGCGUGUUCCUGGCGCCCAGCACCUACGCAGCAACACUCCAGGCACCCGUCACCAGCACCUACGUGCAGCACGCCAGCACCGUCUACCCCGCGGCCGUGCCCAGCCUCUACUCCGGCCUGGCCUACCCACACUUCAUCAAGAAACGUGAGGCGCAGUUCUACAACGGCUAUAUUAACGGAGCCUACGUCGCGCCCACAGCUCUAGCUACCCCGUACGCGUCCACCCUCGUAGCGCCCGCCGGCCUCGCGGCGUACUCGCCUGCUGUGCUGCCCUACGCUGCGCCUGCGCACUUCAUCAAGAAGCGUUCCGCCUCCCCCUCCCCCGCGUUGAUCGCCUCCUCCACCUACGUCGCUCCCGCACCCAUCGCCUCCACCUACAUCACCUCGCCCCUCGCUGCCACUUACUCUGCACCCAUCUACUCCAGUGCUGCAUACUAUCCUUACAAUACCUACAACGCAGGAUUCCCUUUCAUCAAGAAGUAAUUUGAAUUAUAGCACCUUAAUACAAGUUUCCUUGGGAAAAUCUGAACCACCAUUCAAGUUUACAUACAAACAUGUGCAACAUAAAAAAACUGUAAUACACUAGCAUAACUUUUUAAAUCUGAAAAUCAUAGAAUUCAACCGAGUGCCAUAACAAUUUUGUAGUAAAUAAAUGCAUACCUGUAGAUAAA
Molecule: messenger RNA, 750 nt
Organism: Papilio polytes (common Mormon)
Lineage: Eukaryota; Metazoa; Arthropoda; Insecta; Lepidoptera; Papilionidae
Exons: 1
Coding region: 26-562 (178 amino acids)
Source: RefSeq, a predicted model, not a curated record